Molecule: messenger RNA, 1152 nt
Organism: Bradysia coprophila
Lineage: Eukaryota; Metazoa; Arthropoda; Insecta; Diptera; Sciaridae
Product: odorant receptor 94b-like
Biological process (GO): detection of chemical stimulus involved in sensory perception of smell; sensory perception of smell
Cellular component (GO): plasma membrane
Molecular function (GO): odorant binding; olfactory receptor activity
Source: RefSeq, a predicted model, not a curated record
AUGCAUUCAACCAGAAUUCAUAAAGUAAUCGAUCAAAUGAUUUCUUUCUAUCAUGGUAUCGGUCUUUGGCAAGGCAACGACAUGCCGUCAGUUAGUCAACUUAGACUGAAGUCCUUCUAUUCCGUCUAUUAUCUGUCUUUUGUUUUUUCAUUAUCGAUUGGAGCAAUUACAGGCGGAACCAUAGACAAAAGUAUUUUCGUAGCGGAAAUAUCAAUUAUUUCCACAGUUUUGAUUACUAAACUUUCGAUGUUCCUUUGGAAGCAGAAGCAAAUUAUGGGAUUGCUCAAUCGAAUUUGUGUCUUCUCAAUUCGAAAUGACGAAGAGUUCGCAUUUUUCAAUGCCAAAGUGGAAAAAUUCAUUAAAUUUGUGAUUGCAUACGGAUGUGCUGCCAUCAUUGGUGAAUUGGGAUGUAUGGUAUUCCCAUUUUUUGGUAACGAAAGACUACUUAUUAUGGAUAUUGCGUUUCCAUUGGAUUGGAAAAAUAGUGAAAUCGGGUUUUGGAUGGCGUACAUUUUCUUUGUUAUCAGUUUGGUUGCCACAUCUCCUGCAAUAUCAUUUUCAAUUCUAAAUUGGUAUUUGUUGCUGCAUUGUUCCAUAAGAUAUCAAGUUCUUGGAAUGGAAAUCAUUAAGAUGGGACGAAUCACAGGUCAGGCAAAAAUAACGGAAAAGAAACGGCAAGCCAUUUUUUACCAGGACUUAGUGGCGUCGAUCGAAGCUCACGUACAUUUAAAGAGAUUGAUCGACGAACUGGAAUCAUUUUUAUCAAAUCUUUUUCUGUUGCAAUUCGCCACCAGUGGCCUAUGUAUUUGCGGUUCUAUCUAUUGCUUGGCAUUCAAUAUCAGUGACAAUUUUGUGGAACGCAUGGUUCACGUCUAUACGCUUUUCUACAACAUCGCUGAAUUGUUUAUGAUAACUUACUUCGGUAAUGAGAUUAUGUUGUCAAGCAGUCGCUUAACAUACAGUUUGUUUGAAUCGGAAUGGGUCGACCAACCACAUUCGACCCAGAAAUGCCUUAUCGUUUUUGGUGAAUAUUUGAAGCGAUCACAGGAGAUGCUAAUCGGUAAAUUGUAUCCAUUGACUUUGGAAACAUUCACAAGGAUUCUGAAAUCGUCCUACAGUUUGUUCAACAUUUUAAAAAAAUUCAAAGAUUAA